Messenger RNA from Colletotrichum acutatum, 2014 nucleotides. RefSeq lists its product as uncharacterized. The record is from RefSeq and is a predicted model, not a curated record. Bases 42 to 1760 code for a protein of 572 amino acids. NCBI's taxonomy places the organism in Eukaryota, Fungi, Ascomycota, Sordariomycetes, Glomerellales, Glomerellaceae. The transcript has a single exon.
CACCAUCAUAUCAGUCACUUACUCUUGGAAUCACGAGCACAAUGGAUCGCUACCACUAUCGCCUACCUACGCCGACUGCAGAAGAUGUAUCGCUUUCGAAGUCUACGUCAGAAUCAACCAAACAUAGGAUUCAGUCUUCAAAAAUAUACAAAUCAAACACGAAGAAAGAAAAUGUCAGGGAGAAUCCGACAAUGAGCUUUAACUGUGACAUGCCAGGUUGCAACGAGAAGUUUACUCGACAAGACAAUCUCAGAAGGCACAGGCAGAAUCGUCACCUGGAGGCAACGCUCGAACAGACAUCAAGCCUCCACAGGUCAGAGCCACUGAGUCGCCAUGAUCUUGACCGUCUCGAGACUGCCGACACAAAGGUUAUGCAUCAGGACCUCUUCAUUGAUUCUUGGAUUCCGUUCUCUGAGUCGGAACUCGCGCGAUUCCAAACGCUUCAGCUUUCUGACCUUGAAUCACACGAGGCUGGAUACAUGCGCCCACGGAAUAACCGAGAUUUUGCCGGCUCUUCAUCUAGAGCGCCGUAUUGGGCACCCUGGAGACUUCCAACGGUUCCCGCUUCGCAUCGUAUCAUAAACGAAUUGGUGUUGAAGGCUCUGCAAGAGCUGGAGAUAAGGUUGGAACUCACUCAGUAUCAGAAGACUACGGGCCAGACAGGAGGAAAAGCACCUGCCAGAAAACGUGGACGUGAAUCUAGAGAAUCGCAGCAGCAGCCUUCCACCAAACGGCAAGCAGGUUCUAAGAAUCGGCGAGAUGACCCCGAUGGAAACGAUUGCCUGAGCGAUGACAACUUUGAUAACUCCGACCCCGAAGACAAAAAGGACCGUAGUGAUGGAGAUGAUACGGAACACGAAUAUCUUGCCUGUCCUCUCUAUCGAAAGGACCCGCGUAGGUACGCAGCCUGUGCCAAAUGUCGACUCCGGCGCAUUAGAGAUGUGAAGCAGCACAUGAGGAGAAGACACAGAAGACCAGAGUUUUACUGUCCGACAUGUUGGGAAACGUACUCGGGCCCCGACGAGCGCGAUACACACCUCAUGGAUCGCUCUUGUAAUGCACCGGAAGAGUCAGGCCCACCAUGGAUUACACAGGAACAAGACACCCAGCUGGAGGGAAGAGUUCCAAAUAGGACGACCGUGGAGCAGUGGUACACGGUGUGGGAUAUUGUCUGUCCGGGGCAGACACGCCCGAACCCGCCAUUUUGUUUUCUUGGCAAGAUGAUCGAGGAUAUCAGCACCUUGCGGCGAGAGCUUUGGGAAGAAUCGGGCCGUGAAAUCGUCGAAGAACUUGUCACCCAGCGAGAAGCUACGCUCCGGGAGCCUCUGAGUACGGAGAAUAGGCGUCUACUCCAGAGAUGCAUCAUAGACGCUGUGCGUUAUGUACUAGAGCAUCCCGACGUCACGCGAGCAGGAAAGGUUCGAUGGAAUCAGGGCGAUGGUCAAUCUGAAGUAGCUUCAGUACCUCAUUCCCCGGGCCGGGCUCAUGGCGCUCCUGAAGAUGACCCCGAGGGAAUUCAGCAGCAAACAUUUGAGACGCAAGACGACUUAAUCCAGGAUGGUCACGCUUUCAUUCCGACCCAGGGAUUGCAGUUCGGCGGGACGCAGCUGGGCGAGUUGGACUUGAUGUCUUGGUGGGACUCGCAAACAUUUCUAGGAAUCGAUGCAGGCGACCUGAAUUUCCUUGACGCGUUUCAGCCAUCAUUUUGUGAGGGACAUGAAAUCGCUUUCGACUUCACAGGCGGUCCAACCAGUGCAUGAAGCCGUUAACAUUUAGCCGCUUUUUGGUCCGCCAUUCAUUUGCACGCUGUUGCUAGGUAGCUCUUCUUGAGCAUGCUAGCUGGCCCAUGUUGCAGUCGCUCUUGUUGUGAUGUCGACGAGGAGGGAAAGGUAAAGUGAUUACAUUGAAGAGAUACAGAUCAUACGCCUGCGGUGACUAUCUGACUGGAAAGGCGCAAGUAAACGUACCACAUGGAGUAGGUCAUGUUGGUGACCAAGGAUAAACAUUCGGAGCC